Psammomys obesus (fat sand rat) is the source of this 2445-nucleotide messenger RNA. It is a transcript of the gene Ptpn18, whose product is annotated as protein tyrosine phosphatase non-receptor type 18. Gene Ontology annotation, biological process: peptidyl-tyrosine dephosphorylation. The transcript has 14 exons. The record is from RefSeq and is a predicted model, not a curated record. Bases 38 to 1411 code for a protein of 457 amino acids. Gene Ontology annotation, cellular component: nucleus; cytoplasm. Lineage: Eukaryota; Metazoa; Chordata; Mammalia; Rodentia; Muridae. Gene Ontology annotation, molecular function: non-membrane spanning protein tyrosine phosphatase activity.
GGAGCGCUUUUGGCCGAGACCUCCGAGCGGUCGCAGCAUGAGUCGCCACUUGGAGCCGGUGCGGAGCUUCUUGGAGCAGCUGGAGGCCCGGGACCGCCGGGAGGGGGCCAUCCUCGCCCGUGAGUUCAGCGACAUCAAGGCCCGCUCAGUGGCCUGGAAGACUGAAGGUGUCUGCUCCACCAAGGCCGGCAGUCAGCUUGGGAACACGAGGAAGAACCGCUACAAAGACGUGGUGCCGUAUGAUGAGACCAGAGUUAUCCUUUCCCUGCUCCAGGAGGAGGGACAUGGAGAUUACAUCAAUGCCAACUUCAUCCGGGGCACAGAUGGAAGCCAGGCCUAUAUCGCGACGCAAGGACCCCUGCCUCACACUCUGUUGGACUUCUGGCGCCUGGUUUGGGAGUUUGGGGUCAAGGUGAUCCUGAUGGCAUGUCAAGAGACAGAAAAUGGACGGAAGAAGUGUGAACGCUACUGGGCCCAGGAACAGGAGCCACUGCAGACCGGGCCUUUCCGAGUCACCCUGAUGAAGGAAACACCAGUGAAUGCAGACAUCAUUCUCAGGACCCUCCAGGUUACAUUCCAGAAGGAAUCCCGCUCCGUGCACCAGCUCCAGUACAUGUCCUGGCCAGACCACGGGGUUCCCAGCCAUCCUGAUCACAUCCUCGCCAUGGUGGAGGAGGCCCGUCGCCUCCAAGGAGUUGGACCUGGACCGCUCUGUGUCCACUGCAGUGCUGGCUGUGGACGAACAGGUGUCCUGUGUGCUGUUGAUUACGUGAGGCAGUUACUGCUGACCCAGUCCCACCCAAUUUCAGCCUCUUCGAAGUGGUCCUUGAGAUGCGCAAACAGCGGCCUGCUGCAGUGCAGACAGAGUGACUACGCAUCCCAACAGGAGCAGUACAGGUUCCUGUACCACACAGUGGCCCAGCUCUUCUCCAGCACUCUCCAGAACGCCAGCCCCCACUACCAGAACCUCAAGGAGAACUGUGCCCCAAUCUGCAAGGAUGCCUUGUCGCUCAGGACCUCCCCAGCCCUGCCCGCCGUAUCCCGCCCACCAGGAGCAUCUCGGUGCCCGGUCCCCCGACCCUUCCCAUGGCCGACACUUACGCCGUGGUGCAGAAGCGUGGCGCUCCAGCGGGCACAGGGCCGGGGACGCGGGCGCCCAGCAGCGCUGACACCCCGAUCUACAGCCAGGUGGCAGCACGUGCCCAGCGGCCCAUCGCACAAACGGAGGACGCGCAGGGAACGUCGCCACUGGGCCGUGGCUUCAACAUGCGCAUUGGAAGGCCUAAAGGGCCACGGGAACCGCCAGCGGAGUGGACUCGGGUGUGAGUGCCGUGCGCCAGAUACGGCCUGCCGCUCAGUGAUGGCUGGACUAUUGCAGCCACCAUGCUGCUGUGCCCUAUGUUAUGUAUGAAUGGGACUUGUGGGUCUGGAUCAAAAUAAAAGUUUCUCAGGACGGGGAAAAAAAAAAAAGGGCUUUGCCCCAGUGAUUAUAGCAAUCAAAGACGGGGGACUGGGAGAGGUAAGUGUCGGUGAUGGUAAGGGGGGGAGGGGCUACCCUGAGAAAAUUUAAGAACACCAGGAGUGAGUGGCUGUUGCAAUCCCUUCCCCAUGCACCCACUGGAAAGUGCACCUCAGACAGAGUCCUAAUUUGACAAAGCCCUCAGACAGAUGCCUGCCUGGACUGACAGGCCCAGCUCCAGCCAGAGACCCAUCUAGAUAGACCCUCAUGAUAACUUCCAGUGAGCUAGAGAGUUCUCCAUCUGGUCAAAGGAAUGGAUCACCCAGUCAGAUAAACAGCAUGCCAUCCAGAAAGACAGAACUUCAACCCAUCUUUCUUUAGAUGCAAGAAUAAAGCUCUAACCACUGCCCCUGCUCCUACCCCACCCCUAAACCCCAAACAGAUGUCAGCAUCUGUAUGACAGCUGUUCAUCUAGUCCUUCUGACAUAGUGCCUUCUCCUGGAAAUGGUGUCUGAAUUUGAUGAAGGCUCCAACCAGGAACUUGCUUAGCUAGGCACACAUCAACGACUUAUUGUGAGAAUUCAGUGACGAGCAGGCCAAAAUCUCAGCUCAAGAGACUUAACACUGUUUCAUGAAUGUCAGACCACACCAGCUACAGACUCCCCGGGUCACAGUGGUCCUGGGACGUCAUUUGCCUUUUGAAUGUUAGUUAAAAAAAAGAAAAUAAAUAUAAAGCUUGCCUUAUUUGGCCACAGUGUCUACUGGCAUCGUCAAAUCUAGAUCUUUGUGCUAUGAACAGCUCAGCCAACAGGAACAGGGGAUGACAGGUCAACCCUGGGGAUCUUCAGCACCUCAGGGAAUCUGAACUCUUAAGAUGAAAAAGUUGGGGUCACAGCCUGGAACAGAGAAGGGCCAGGGUGUUAGUUUUAGAACACAGGCUGGGGCUGACCAUCCUGUGGUGACAGGAGGAAGAGAAGAGGGGUGUU